Molecule: messenger RNA, 852 nt
Organism: Candida tropicalis MYA-3404
Lineage: Eukaryota; Fungi; Ascomycota; Pichiomycetes; Serinales; Debaryomycetaceae
Product: rRNA-binding ribosome biosynthesis protein
Exons: 1
Coding region: 1-852 (283 amino acids)
Cellular component (GO): small-subunit processome; nucleolus
Molecular function (GO): small ribosomal subunit rRNA binding
Source: RefSeq, a predicted model, not a curated record
AUGAGACAAAAGCGUGCUAAAUCAUAUAAGAAACAAAUGAGUGUUUAUACUAAUACAUUUAAAUUUCGUACACCAUUUCAAGUAAUUAUAGAUCCUGAAAUUCUAAUCACCACAAAUUCCCAAUCAUUUGAUAUUCUUAAAGGACUUGCACGUACAAUUCAAUCAGAAUCUAAACCAAUGAUAACACAAUGUUGUAUUGAACUGAUUUAUCAAACUAAAAAUCAAGAAUUAAUUGAUUUUGCUAAAAGUUUUGAAAGAAGAAAAUGUAAUCAUAAAGAAAUUAUAAAUCCAUCAGAUUGUAUUGAACUGAUUGUUAAUAUUAAUGGAGAAAAUAAACAUAGAUAUAUUAUAGCUAGUCAAGAUUUAAAUUUAAGAAAAAAAUUAAGAAAAAUUCCUGGAAUUCCUUUAAUUUAUAUGAAUAGAUCAGUUAUGGUUAUGGAACCAUUAAGUGAUGCAAGUAAAAAAUAUAAUGAAAAUAUUGAAAAUUUAAAAUUAACUGCUGGUUUAAAUUCAAAAGAUGCUGGGAAAUUAGAUGAAAUUAAAAAUAUACAAGAGAAAAUUGGAGAAAAUGGAGAUGAUGUAAAAAAGAGUAAAAAGAGAAAAGGUCCAAAAGAACCAAAUCCUUUAAGUGUAAAGAAAAAGAAGAAGGUUGUAAAUAAUGAUGAAUCACAAGAAAAGAAAAAGAAACCAAAUAGAAGAAGAAAACAUAAAAAGAGUGGUGAUGGAAUUGAUAAUGAGGAUGAUGGUAAAGAUGAAAAAAUUGGACAAGUUGAAUCAAAACCAGAGGAAGAAGUUGAAUCGAGACCAGAGGCAGAAGUUGAAUCAAAAGUAGAUGUCGAAAAUUCUGAAUAA